Colletotrichum phormii is the source of this 644-nucleotide messenger RNA. RefSeq lists its product as uncharacterized. Lineage: Eukaryota; Fungi; Ascomycota; Sordariomycetes; Glomerellales; Glomerellaceae. The transcript has a single exon. The record is from RefSeq and is a predicted model, not a curated record. The coding region runs from base 102 to 305 and encodes 67 amino acids.
GCGGGUUUGGCUGGGGGGGGGGUGGUGGGAGUGGAUAUGUAUGUAUAUUUGGCCGAGAGCUGAUAAGUGAGGGAUGCCCGUGGGUGACGGCUGAUGGAUGGAUGUGCCAAAUGUGGUGCAGGUUUGUGACCGUGACCGUCGCCGUGACCGUGACUGAUACAAUUCUCCAAAAGAAAACUUGGAGAGAGAGCCCGUGUUCCUCCUAUCAGGCCAGUCGGGAAGUUUUUAAUGCAAGAGACAGGUCUAGGAAUGAGAGACACAGAGAGAAGAGAGAGGUGUGUCCAGGGCAAGACGGGAUAGGAUAAGAUGGGAUGGGAGGUCAAGGGAAUUAAAGAGGCGUGCCGCCAGUCCAAGCAGGUCUGAUGUGGUGCUGCAAGCUUGCAGGAAGGAUUGGCCGGAUGUGUUUUUUCGAGAGGGCUAGCUCGGCUGAGGAGAGACUGAGGAGAGUACUUGCGCUGACGGUUGCUAUUACCGUGCUAGGUAGGUAUCUUUUUGGUGAGACCCGGCGAGGUGGUGGGUGGUGUGAGAGACUCAGACUCGGAGAGAGGUGUGCGGGUUGAGUCUCCAGGCUCAGAGAGAGAGAGAGAGAGAGAGAGAGAGUGUGAGGUGAGAGACCGGGGUUGGCUUGCAACAGCGCUUGUUUG